AUGCGCCAUCCCGCGCAGCAUCACCCCCAGGCCAAGUCAGCCCCAGUGCUGCCUUGUCUCCUCACUGCCGCCCAAUCGCAAUCGCGAUCCCAUCUCCACAUCGCCACCAGGGCCCCGACUCGGGCACAGCGCGAUGAAAUCGCGGCUACAACCCCGGAGUGUUGCGUCGCGCCUCUUCCUCCUCCGGGUCGUGCACUACCCCGCGUCGCAGGUGCCAUGGUACUGUGGUGCUCAGGGGGACAUGCGCCUCAUACGUGCACCCUUCUCUCAUCCCCUCCACCCUCUCAUCCCCUCCUCCCCACUCUCAUCCCCUCCUCCCCACUCUCAUCCCCUCCUCCACACUCUGAUCCCCUCCUAAGUUCUCACAUCCCCUCCUCCCAUCGCUCCUCCACUCCUUCCAUCUCUGAUUCCGUCCUCCCCUCUGGGUGUCCCCUCUUCCCCUCUCUCAUCCCCUCCUCCCCUCUCUCAUCCCCUCCUCCCCUCUCUCAUCCCCUCUUCCCCUCUCUCAUCCCCUCCUCCCCUCUCUCAUCCCCUCUUCCCCUCUCUCAUCCCCUCCUCCCCUCUCUCAUCCCCUCUUCCCCUCUCUCAUCCCCUCCUCCCCUCUCUCAUCCCCUCCUUCCUUCUCUAAUCCCUUUGCUCCUCCACUCCUUCCAUCUCUGA
Molecule: messenger RNA, 660 nt
Organism: Closterium sp. Naga37s-1
Lineage: Eukaryota; Viridiplantae; Streptophyta; Zygnematophyceae; Desmidiales; Closteriaceae
Source: the annotation of a GenBank genome assembly